AAAGUUCUGCGCCGAGAGUAGAGCCUGGCGGCGCAAGCUCGUACGGCGGCCGCAGCGGUGGGGCGGAGCAGCAGAGGAGCGGGUGGCAGCGGAGAAAGCCCCCGAGAAGGCCACCUCAUUCCCCUCGGUGUCUCGCGGGGACCUUAGAAAGGUCUCGGGUGCUCGAGGACUUUUGCACGCAGCCAUGGGCGGUGUCGGGGAGCCCGGCGGGGGACCGGGGCCGCGCGAGGGGCCCGCGCAGCUUGCGGCGCCGCUGCCCACUUUCUGCUGGGAGCAGAUCCGCCCGCACAACCUGCCGGGCGACAAGUGGCUGGUCAUCGAGCGCCGCGUCUACGACAUCAGCCGCUGGGCACAGCGGCACCCGGGGGGCAGCCGCCUCAUCGGCCACCACGGCGCUGAGGACGCCACGGAUGCCUUCCACGCCUUCCACCAGGACCUCAAUUUUGUACGCAAGUUCCUGCAGCCACUGCUGAUUGGAGAGCUGGCCCCGGAGGAGCCCAGCCAGGAUGGACCCCAGGAUGCCCAGCUGGUCGAGGACUUCCGCGCCCUGCGCCAGGCAGCCGAAGACAUGAAGCUGUUCGAGGCCAAGCCCACCUUCUUCGCUCUUCUGCUGGGCCACAUCCUGGCCAUGGAGGUGCUCGCCUGGCUCAUCAUCUACCUCUUCGGCCCCGGCUGGGUGCCCAGCACCCUCGCUGCCCUCAUCCUGGCCAUCUCCCAGGCUCAGAGCUGGUGUCUGCAACAUGACCUGGGCCACACCUCUGUCUUCAGGAAGUCCUGGUGGAACCACAUGGCCCAGCAGUUUGUGAUGGGACAGCUAAAGGGCUUCUCCGCCCACUGGUGGAACUUCCGCCAUUUCCAGCACCACGCCAAGCCCAACAUUUUCCACAAAGACCCAGAUGUGACUGUGGCACCCGUCUUCCUCCUGGGGGAGUCGUCCAUUGAGUAUGGCAGGAAGAAACGCAGAUACCUACCCUACAAUCACCAGCAUCUGUACUUCUUCCUGAUCGGCCCACCGCUGCUCACCCUGGUGAACUUUGAGGUGGAAAAUCUGGCGUACAUGCUGGUGUGCAUGCAGUGGAUGGACUUGCUGUGGGCUGCCAGCUUCUACUCCCGCUUCUUCUUGUCCUAUAUUCCUUUCUAUGGCCUUACUGGGGCACUGCUCCUCUUUGUGGCUGUCAGGGUCCUAGAGAGCCACUGGUUCGUGUGGAUCACACAGAUGAACCAUAUCCCCAAGGAGAUCGGCCACGAGAAGCACCGGGAUUGGGCCAGCUCUCAGCUGGCAGCCACCUGCAAUGUGGAGACUUCACUCUUCAUCGAUUGGUUCAGCGGGCACCUCAACUUCCAGAUUGAGCACCACCUCUUCCCCACAAUGCCCAGGCACAACUACCAUCGGGUGGCACCGCUGGUCAAGACGCUAUGUGCCAAGCACGGCCUGAACUAUGAGGUGAAGCCCUUCCUCACUGCCCUAGUGGACAUCAUUGGGUCCCUGAAGAAGUCUGGCGACGUCUGGCUGGACGCCUACCUCCACCAGUAAAGGCAGCACCCAGGGCCCCAGCAGCCACCAAGCUGGCUCAGGCAGGCUCAACAACCCGUCACGCCGACCCGGGCCUGGGGGCCCCGCCUGCCCUUCUGGUCCUGCCGUCUUCCCCUCAGCCCCCUUGCCUGUAUCAGCAGCCCUGCGACUGCAGCUUUUGGCCCAACCUGACAAGGGCUAGGAGGAGGGUACAUAAAGCAGCAUAGUGAUCAUGGCAUGUUUUCCUGGGGCAAAAAUUUAGGGAAAACUGUUAUUUUUAUAUAAAAAUAAACCUAGAGAUAUUAUA
This is a messenger RNA of Rhinolophus ferrumequinum (greater horseshoe bat), 1820 nucleotides long. RefSeq names its product fatty acid desaturase 3 (gene FADS3). The coding region runs from base 185 to 1534 and encodes 449 amino acids. The transcript has 12 exons. Gene Ontology annotation, molecular function: oxidoreductase activity, acting on paired donors, with oxidation of a pair of donors resulting in the reduction of molecular oxygen to two molecules of water. Gene Ontology annotation, cellular component: membrane. The record is from RefSeq and is a predicted model, not a curated record. NCBI's taxonomy places the organism in Eukaryota, Metazoa, Chordata, Mammalia, Chiroptera, Rhinolophidae. Gene Ontology annotation, biological process: lipid metabolic process.